Messenger RNA from Athalia rosae (coleseed sawfly), 6400 nucleotides. RefSeq names its product serine/arginine repetitive matrix protein 1-like. The record is from RefSeq and is a predicted model, not a curated record. The coding region runs from base 327 to 3170 and encodes 947 amino acids. The transcript has 6 exons. NCBI's taxonomy places the organism in Eukaryota, Metazoa, Arthropoda, Insecta, Hymenoptera, Athaliidae.
UCAUCGUGGUAUGUUUUCUAACCAACAUGGUAACACAGCUUCGUUACCGUUUAAUUAUUCAUCAUUUGAAGUGAACUUGUCGAUGUAAAUUAAUAUUUUUUGAUAGCUGAACCAAUCUGUAUGUAUUGUCAAUAUUAAAAUUUUGUUAACAUGAAACUGGUUUGUCUGAGGUUAAUAGAAAAUUAAUAUUUUUGACGUUCUGAAGCCGAACCUAACAAACCUAUCAUAACAGGCUGCCAAUUCAUUGACAAACAUUAUUUUCUUACUACCUCAUCCAAUGCUGUAAUUUUAGAUUAAUAUUUAGGUAAUUCAAGAUCGUAAAAACCAUGGAUGACACAAUAAAAAUAAGCCCAACAAGUCUGAAAGCGAAACCCACAGAUUCAGAGUCUUGCAAAGUAGCAGAGGUGGGAAACACAAAAGCGGGUGAUCAAAAAGAUGCAAAAAAGCUUUCACCUCCAGAAAUAUCAGAAAUUAUGAGACCAAAAACGAACGACGACGUGCAGCGGGCUAUAGAAGGUUUAAAGGACAUACCUGAUGAGGAGUUGCAAGAAUUUUUGGACGACGAAGAUUUUAUGGAGGGAUUAGAUGUUGUCGAUGCAUGGGAAGGUGAGGAAGAAAGACGUCUGGAUAAAAAAAUCGAGAUUCACAGCAAGGAAAAGGAACGCAGACGUACACCUAGGGAUUGCAAUCGCAUUCGAGAACAUCGAAGUCCGAAUCAUCGAGAAAACAUGCGACGUGACGAAAGAAAGCGAGAGGAAUCCCGGCGAGAUCCAUCUAAAAGUACAAAAGAUAUUGAAAGAGAUAAAAUUCGUACUUUACGUGAUUCAGAAAUUAAAAUCUUAGCAGAGAAGAAAAAAGCCAUAAAAUCUCUACUUGAUUCGGAUAACGUUGUACCGCCAGGGACAGAAAUGGAAGCCAUUGAAACAAUCGUCGAAAAGCAAGAGAGUAAUAAGCCAGUCAUCACACGCAGCCGCCGGAGCAGAGAAAGAAGAAGAAGUGUCAACUGCCGUAAAGGGAGUCCCAGUAGACGCCGAAGCACCGACAGAGGUAGAAGAAGCCCUCAUCGCCAUUGGAGUCCCAUUGUUAUAAGCCCGGAACAUCACAGAAGUAAAAAUCAGUUGAGUCCAUCGUCCCACAGAAGUCUUAUCAGAUUAAGUCCAUCAUCUCGUAGAAGCCCUCUUAGGCUGAGUCCGCCAAUUUUGAGUCCUGACAGACGUAGGAGCUUGCUUAGAUUAAGCCCUACUCAUCCACGAAGAUUAAGCUGCGAACGCAGAAUAAGUGCAGAGGCAAAAAGACGCAGAAGACGCAUGGAGGCUCACGAACGGCAUGUAGGCCGACGAAGUCGCUCUCGGGACAGGCGUAGGAGUCGUAGUGCAGACCGACAUCGAAGGCGAUCUACCCGCUCGCCAGGGAUUAGGAGAGGCAGCCCAAGAUGGCGAAGUCGAAGCGGUAGCCGACAAAGAUCUCCCCUACGACGCACAAGAAAAAGAUCGCCGUUCAUCAAUGAAAUAAGGAGACAAUUUCGAGAAGAAGGCAACCAUCAAACAGCACCGCUUUCAAAUCUCCAAUUCAUGCACUCGUCACCCAUCGGUGGAAUGCCACCAAUGGGACCCCCAAUGUAUACCCCUGAACAAGAGCAGGUGCCCUACAUGCAGCACCAUCAACCAGGACUACAAGCAAUGAUGGCGCAAGGUGCACCAUCAGGAUUCAUGAACUUCGAACCAGUUCAUCCACACAUGCCACCGUCCAUGACGUAUGAUCCAAUGAUUCCGCAACCUCUACUUCAAUCUGAAUUUACUUCUGGACCUGUGAUGUAUGGCCAACCAAAUCCAGGUCCUGUUCGACCACCGCUGCUACCUCUGCCUGUUCCUUCACCUCAGCCUGUGCCAGCCCCUGUCCAAGUUAUGGAACAGGGACCGUUGAUGUACAGCCAGCCACAUCGGACAGUACCACCCCCACCUACUUUGACACAACAGCAAAUGGAGAUGGCCAAACAACGCUCGAUUACUCCUCAUUCACGUUCCACUCGAUCUAUCACACCCAGAGGUUACAAGAGAGAGCGGAGGUCGCCAUCUCCGUAUAAUGGAACAUCAACUUCUCAUGAAAGUCGUUUAAAAACUCCUGAGCCCCCAGUUAUAUCAAAUUCCAAAGCUACCUUUGGAAAGACUAGUUUAUCCAGCCUAUUGGAAGCAUCAGUCUCUGCUAAAGAUUCGAUCGGACCACCCAUACUUUAUCCAGGAUUCAAGCCAGAAAUACUUCAACAGUGCGAGAAUGCCCUUCGAGACCUGCCAGUUGAAGAUCCAAGACUGAAAAUGACGGGUAGAUUCUUUUUCGACCCUAAAAAAGAAGAUAAAUCAAAUGAACACGAGGAGCGAUCAUCAAACUCGAUUUUGUUGAGGAAAGGAAGGAAUAAAAUUUUUUGGGAUGAAGAAGAGGAACGUCAUUCCCAAAUGACUGUGAAGUCCAGUAUACAUAUGCACCAAAAAAUAUGUCAAACCGACGAUGUACAAACUGAACACAAACAUGUGCAAGCAACUGUGACUACUGUAGAUUUUGGAGUUCAAGUUGAUCCAUAUGACUUACAAAAGUCUACAAAGGAAGAUAAAAGACCGAUUAUGGAUAGACUAGAUUGGAACAUGCGAGAAACAUUUGACUAUGCACCAAAGCCACGAGAAGCUGAUGAUUUAAGAUGGAGUCUAAGUAAUUCUCAGAAGCGUACCUGGAGUAGAGGUGUAUCACCGUCUAGAGAAUCCGAAAGCAGAGGAUUGAGCAGAGAAAGUACGUCAUCUAAUGAUUAUUUAAGGACUCCAACUGUUUGUGCUCCGACGUGCCGUAGAGAUGAAUUUCCAUCACAUCGUAGACCCACAUUGCGAGAUCAUUAUACUCACGACAGUUUUCCAUCAAGUUACCGACAAGAAAUAGAAGAUAAUCAAGAUCAUUUUCUUGAUAAUAGAAGUGACCAUAGUCGGGGAGAGAGUCCUAUGGUGAUUGAUGAUUCGCCAGAAGACAUUGAAGAAGAACCAGAGGUGUUCUCUAGGUCGACAGAACGAAUCAUGCACACCAAAAUACAGAGAGGAAAGUCAAUUCCUCCUUUCAAAGGGCGUGGAGCGCCAAGAGGAUCAUCCCGGCCAUUUCGAGGUGGGAGAGGAAGUUGUCGUGGCAAAUUUUAAUUGAUUGAUGCUCCUCAGAGUCAAAAGUUUCCGUGUCUCCAAAGUUCCAAAGUCUUGCCAUGUUUAAAUAAGUCACAGGCUAGCAUUAGAGUUGUCCCAAAGUUGUGUAAGAUUGUCGAAUCAAUUAGGUUCACUGUCUUACUAAAUAUACAUAGACGCAAUUUAUUUCACCGAACAAAGAAGUGCUGUCAAUGAUACCGCUCAUUCUAUAAAAAAGAGGAGUACGAUACCGUACAUCUGAUUCUGUGCCACUACAACAAUGAAGAUUUCUAAAGGCCUUCCACUUCUGUUAUUGAUCUUCAACAAUUUUCACCUGGCAGACUGAACCAUCGACGCCAAACUCUAUCUGGAUGCCACGGAUGCAGAUCAAUUGAGUCACAAAUAUUCUAUACGCCUUCGGGUAUGUAAUUUUCCUGCCCUUGUUAUCACUCUACACAUAGUUCUCCUUGUAUUGUCCUUACAAUGUAUAUGAGAACCAUGCAUUUUCUUAUACUUAUUGAAACAUUGUGCUAAAAAUAAGAUGUCUUUAUUUUAUUUUAUUUUAUUAUAUUAUAUUUUAUCUCAUUUUAUUUCAUGUUAUCUUAUUUUAUUUCAAUUUUUUCCUACAUUAAUAAACCUACAUGUCAUGAUACGACGAUAAUAGCAAUUAUUCUUGACAGAGUUGCAGUUUUCAUCGAAUGCUAAAUUAUAGAUACGCAGACAAAAUACGCUAAAUUCAUAAUAAGUGAAUGCAAAUGAACCAGGCAUGAAAUAAGGUCGAGUUCGUGGAACGACCGUAUGGACUAAUACAGACAAAUAAUUAAUAAAACACGAAGAAAUUGCAUGGCUAAACUAAGAGAUAAAUCAAGAAGAAUGAACUCACAAAAUUCAUAAAAGCCUAGAUAUUCCUUUUACACUAAUUUAUAAAGUGAAUUUAUAAUUCACUGAUAAACUCAAACUGCAAAAUCUGCAGAAAACUACCGUAAAUGUACUGAAAUAAUGAAACCGAUUCAAUUUACAAUUUAAAAUAAUAAACGACGAUUAAAUAAUAAGUGAGUGCUGAAAAACAGCAACAAUUCUCGCCCCCAGAGUUACAACUUGAAAUGCUAUUAGAGAUAUUGGUAGAAGUUAUUGAUUCAACUAGGAAUCCGCAUGAUACAUUCAAUAAACCGUAUAAUAGAAUGCAUCAAUUAUGUUACACAGUCGAUAGCAGCCUUUUCUUCGGAUAGAGUACAUAAGUAUAUGUACAAAAGUAUCUAAGUAUAAUAUACGUUGUGCGAAAUAAAUGUAAGAGUAUUAAACUGUUGAUAAAUUUCAUUAGUUUUUCCGCCGUUCGUAAUCCUAUGAAAAUGAAAAAUAAAAAUUGUUGAGACAGAUUUUCUUGUGCAAAAUAUGUACGACCAAAAGAAAGAAGAAAUAAUAUGUUACACGGUUGGUUUUUCAUUUAUUGGUGAGCUUGGAAACCCUCCUUAUAAUUCCUUGAAUUCUACUGCAGGCUAAUAACGCCGCAACUGCAUCUAUUUGUUGAUAAACUCUGUAUGUGCAACUAAGUUCCUAGAAAUGUUAAUUAUCACAUGGUGAAAAGUUUAAUGUUCCAGCGUUUAAUAUUAGAAGACGUGUUUCAACGUUAUCGUCGAUUUACAUAUUAUUCGUUCCGUACAACAUUCCACGGUCUGAACGGAUUUGCACUUAUACUGCAUUACACGUGUACCAUGUCGUACCCAUGGUGCGAAUUUGUCCGACAGGAUAUUACCUUGACUAACAACGUAGUUUAAAUCAUAAUUGCAAGCUGUUAUUUCCAGAAAAAUUUAUCUGUACCUCAAAGUUCGUAAAGUAGACUUGAAAUAUAAUUGCUCAAUGACAAUGAUCUUUGCAAACAACAUCAGCAAAAACAGAUGAAACGGAAAUUCAUCUCUACGCUCAUACUAUCCGAUGAUUACAAAUCGAGGACCGUACAUUGAUUACGAAUAUAGAUGUAUUUUGUUUCUUAAAGCCAGGAAUUGGGUAACCUUGCGGAGUUCUCUGGUCUAACAAAGAUUCAGCACCAGGAACAAAUACAAGUUUUUGGGGUAUCAAACUCAUUGCGAUAGUUAUUUACAGACUAGUCCAGUCACUAAAGCAAAAAAGAGGGUCAUCCUGUGAAAAAUUAGGGGUGGAAAAUUUCCCUUUUUAUACUCAGAAAGGGGGGGGGGGCGUUGGUAGUGUAAAUCUCGAUUUUCGGGAAAAUCCCCCCAUUGCGUUCGCCACUAUGUUUAUUUGAAGGGUGUUUUUUUUGUUCUCCGAAUAACUCGCUUAUUUUCAACUUUAGAAUGAAAGUGAUGAUAACCAAAGUUGUGGGAAAUGUAAUUCCCCACAAGUUUGAUGAUAAUCAUUUUCACUCUAGGAUCAAUUUUUCAAGAGUUAGACUGCAGAUAGUCAAAAAAUGUUUUUUUUUUUAGAUAUCUCGCUUAUUAUCAAGUUUAUCGUAAAAAUGUUAACAAACAAAAAGGUAGGAAAUUUCAUUUCCUAAAACUUUGGUUACAGCCAUUUUUACCCUACAAUCAAUUUUCAGACAUACCUAAUUAGGGGGUACAUUUUUUUUAGUAAACCAUGUAAAAAUCUGAAAAUAUCGAUUCUAGAGUAAAAGUGAUAACUACCAAACUUGUGGGGAAUUACAUUUCCCGCCGAGUUAAGAUCAAUGAUCAACGAUCGACGAUCGACCUACGAUCUUUGUGGGGCUUCAUCAGUUUUGGGAUAGAAAAAGAAAAGUUCAGGGUGACAGGGUAAGACAUCAUGUUAUGGCCAUAAACCCUGUCAGAAUCACUAUUUUGAACUUGAGCAAAUUUUAUUAAUCUUUUUUUUUGCACCAAAAAAUGAACGAGUUGAACUGCAUACGAAGUUGAAGCUUGUGAUUUAUUGUGACAUCAGAGGUAUCCAUAGACAUGUGUCAUUAAGUGAUGUGCAAUUACUUUGUCAUGUAUUUAUUUUUGAGGAAACAAAAAGUAGUUUGACAGUUAUAUCCCCGACCUUAUCUCCACACAGUACACAGGGGAUGAAGGAGCUGUCGCUUUCUGAUGAAAAUCAAAAAUCAAGUUUGAUCAUCAUAUUUUUUUAUGCAAACUAUGAAAUGAUAAUCAUCAAUAAUUUUUACAGACAUUGCAGAUAACUCCAGUCUCGACCAAAGCUAUCCACCGUAGAGAUCGGAGAGCAACUUUAAAGUGACUUUCUGGUGUGUUGUAUAUAUAUGUAUAUUAAAUUUUUUAUCACCAUAA